This is a messenger RNA of Lepus europaeus (European hare), 2541 nucleotides long. RefSeq names its product bromodomain-containing protein 2-like. The record is from RefSeq and is a predicted model, not a curated record. Gene Ontology annotation, biological process: chromatin remodeling; regulation of DNA-templated transcription. Gene Ontology annotation, cellular component: nucleus; chromatin. NCBI's taxonomy places the organism in Eukaryota, Metazoa, Chordata, Mammalia, Lagomorpha, Leporidae.
GGGCGGUGAGGGGAACCGAGGCCACCCGGACUUUAUGCGGCUGAGGGCAGCGCUGGUUCCCCGCGGUCAAGAUGUUGCAAAACGUGACUCCCCACAACAAGCUCCCAGGGGGAGGGAAUGCAGGGUUACUGGGGCUGGGUCCAGAGGCAGCAGCACCAGGGAAAAGGAUUCGAAAGCCCUCCCUGUUGUAUGAGGGAUUUGAAAGCCCUACGAUGGCUUCAGUGCCGGCUUUGCAACUGACCCCUGCCAACCCACCACCCCCGGAGGUGUCUAAUCCCAAAAAGCCAGGACGAGUCACCAAUCAGCUUCAGUACCUGCACAAGGUGGUGAUGAAGGCUCUAUGGAAACAUCAGUUUGCCUGGCCAUUCCGGCAGCCUAUGGAUGCUGUCAAAUUGGGUCUUCCGAUUCCCACCCCAGAGGACUAUCACAAAAUUAUAAAACAGCCUAUGGACAUGGGUACUAUUAAGAGGAGACUUGAAAACAAUUACUAUUGGGCUGCCUCUGAGUGUAUGCAGGAUUUCAAUACUAUGUUCACCAACUGUUACAUUUACAACAAGCCCACUGAUGACAUUGUCUUGAUGGCACAAACACUGGAAAAGAUCUUCCUACAGAAAGUGGCGUCAAUGCCACAAGAAGAGCAAGAGCUCGUGGUGACCAUCCCUAAGAACAGCCGCAAAAAGGGGGCCAAGCUGGCAGCACUCGAGGGCAGUAUUACCAGUGCCCAUCAGGUGCCUGCCGUCUCUUCUGUGUCCCACACAGCCCUGUAUACUCCACCGCCUGAGAUACCUACCACCGUCCUCAACAUUCCCCAUCCGUCAGUCAUCUCUUCUCCCCUCCUCAAGUCCCUGCACUCUGCUGGCCCUCCGCUCCUUGCUGUCUCCGCAGCUCCUCCAGCUCAGCCUCUUGCCAAGAAAAAAGAGGUUAAGCGGAAAGCAGAUACUACCACCCCUACACCUACAGCCAUCCUGGCUCCUGGUUCUCCAGCUAGCCCUCCUGGGGGUCUUGAACCUAAGGCAGCAAGGCUUCCCCCCGUGCGCAGAGAGAGUGGCCGCCCCAUCAAGCCCCCACGCAAAGAUUUGCCUGACUCUCAGCUGCAACACCAGAGCUCUAAGAAAGGAACGCUCUCCGAACAGUUAAAACAUUGCAAUGGCAUUUUGAAGGAGCUACUCUCUAAGAAGCAUGCUGCCUAUGCCUGGCCUUUCUAUAAACCCGUGGACGCUUCUGCUCUCGGCCUGCAUGACUACCAUGACAUCAUUAAGCACCCCAUGGACCUCAGCACUGUCAAGCGGAAGAUGGAGAAUCGUGAUUACUGAGAUGCACAGGAGUUUGCUGCUGAUGUGCGGCUUAUGUUCUCCAACUGCUACAAGUACAAUCCUCCCGACCACGACGUUGUGGCCAUGGCCCGAAAGCUACAGGAUGUAUUUGAGUUCCAUUAUGCUAAGAUGCCAGAUGAACCACUGGAACCAGGGCCUUUACCAAUCUCAACUGCCUUGCCCCCUGGCCUGGCCAAAUCCUCUUCAGAAUCCUCCAGUGAGGAGAGUAGCAGUGAUAGCUCCUCUGAGGAAGAGGAGGAGGAGGAGGAGGAGGAGGAAGAGGAGGAGAGUGAAAGCUCGGACUCGGAGGAAGAAAGGGCGGAACUGGAACAGCUGCGGGCAGUACAUGAACAACUGGCUGCCCUAUCCCAGGGCCCAAUAUCUAAGCCCAAGCGGAAGAGAGAGAAAAAGGAGAAAAAGAAGAAACGGAAGGCAGAGAAACAUCGAGGCCGAACUGCAGUUGACGAAGAUGACAAGGGGACUCGGGCACCCCGCCCACCUCAGCCUAAGAAAUCCAAGAAAGCUAGUGGUGGUGGGGGUGCCGGUGCUGCUGCACUAGGGCCCCCUGGCUUUGGACCUUCGGGAGGAAGUGGCACCAAGCUCCCCAAAAAGAGCACAAAGACAGCUGCACCUGCCCUGCCCACGGGUUACGAUUCAGAGGAGGAAGAAGAGAGCAGACCCAUGAGUUACGAUGAGAAGCAGCAGUUGAGCCUGGACAUCAACAAGUUACCUGGGGAGAAACUCGGUGUACGCAUGAUCCAGGCCAGGGAACCCUCUUUACAUGACUCGAACCCAGAAGAGAUAGAGAUAGACUUUGAGACGCUCAAGCCCUCCACUCUGAGAGAGCUUGAGCACUACGUCCUUUCAUGCCUGCGAAAGAAACCCCGGAAGCCCUACACCAUUAAGAAACCUGUGGGAAAGACAAAGGAAGAACUGGCCGAUCCCCGGGAACUAGCAAAGCGGUUACAAGAUGUCAGCGGGCAGCUAAAUUCUACCAAAAAAACCCCUAAGAAAGUGAAUGAGAAAACAGAGGCAUCCUCUGCACAGCAAGUGGCAGUGUCGCGGCUCAGUGCUUCCAGCUCCAGCUCGGAUUCCAGCUCAUCCUCUUCAUCUUCCUCUUCUUCAGACACCAGUGAUUCAGACUCAGGCUAAGGGGCCAGGCCAGAUGGGGCAGGAAGGCUCCGCAGGACCGGACCCCUAGCCCACCCUGCCCCGCCCCUUUCUUCUU